AUGAUGACUGAACCUCAGCCCCAAGAGGUUGGCAUCACAGUCGCCAAGGACACUGAGAGUGUGAAGACACAAGAGAAGAAGCCGUUCUCCUGGCUCGAACCACAUCCGACCUUUGUCAUUAUACUAGUCGGUCCUGAUGAAUGCCCUUUUGGCAUACAGAAGGAUUUCCUAUGCUCCCGAUCAGAAUUUUAUGAGAAACUCUUUUCAGAAACAAAUCACGACAAGGAGAUCGAACACGUUGUCAAGCUACCCGAGACUACAAAGGAGAUUUUUGGAUUGGCCCAGCUCUUCCUCCACACAGACAAGAUCAUAUCGGAUGAGUCUAAUGUGCCUUCCUACGAGGCCCUUGUCGGGCUUUGGAAGCUUGGCCAUAAACUUGGCGUGACGGGGCUUUGCGACAAAGCUCUCAAUGCUAUGAUUGACUGUCGACGGAUCACCGAGAGAAUUCCGGCUACACCCCUUCUUAUCCAGGUCUGGAAGGACACACCUGAGGGGUCAUCAAUCCGAAAGCUGCUACUAUCGUGGACUGCCGAGUACAUGCGAUCUUCUGAUGCUAGAGCAGAGUUUGCCAAGUCUCUCCCCCAGGAGGUUCUCAGUGAGCUCGUAGUAACCAUGAGCUCUUUCGAUACAGCUCCCACGCCAGAGACACCAACCGCCGCUGUCACCCUUCCAUCCGCGACGCCUCGAAAGAAUGUCCAUUACCUCGAGGAGGAGCCCGAAAAUGAUGCGAAGAAGAGCAGACGAGUGAGUGGUGUUACGGUCGGCACCCCUUUGUCAGCAGACCGAUCAAUCAAAGCUCGGGGUUCCUUGCCCAAGCCCGCACCUAGACGUAGGACGAGUGCUGGCUAUGCUGAAGGCCGAGAGUUUACUACUUCUCAGAAGCUGGAAUUCUGCGCUGACCUAUUGACCAGAAUGUUGUCGGGUCCUGGCUUCUGGACUAGACUCGUCGGUCCUUUCCGAGACGCUGUCGAACCAGUCGAGGAUGGCGUGCCAGACUAUUUUGAAAAGGUCAAACGACCAAUGGAUCUGACCACGAUCAAGGCCAAGAUGGACCGCAAGGAGUACACUACUGAUGAGGAGUUCCUGGCAGACGUGCGCCAAAUCUUCGACAACUGCUUCACCUACUGGAAGAAGGGGGAUCCAAUGUGGCUUGCCGGGGAGAAACUCCAGAAGACGUUCGAGGAUAAGUUUUCUCACAUGAACAAGUGGAUUACUAAGAUGGGCGGCGAUGAGGUUGAUUAG
Fusarium sp. VM40 is the source of this 1242-nucleotide messenger RNA. The record is from the annotation of a GenBank genome assembly. Lineage: Eukaryota; Fungi; Ascomycota; Sordariomycetes; Hypocreales; Nectriaceae.